This is a messenger RNA of Erigeron canadensis, 2613 nucleotides long. Its product is annotated as protein CYCLOPS-like. The record is from RefSeq and is a predicted model, not a curated record. Gene Ontology annotation, molecular function: sequence-specific DNA binding. Gene Ontology annotation, cellular component: nucleus. Bases 861 to 2333 code for a protein of 490 amino acids. The transcript is spliced from 11 exons. NCBI's taxonomy places the organism in Eukaryota, Viridiplantae, Streptophyta, Magnoliopsida, Asterales, Asteraceae. Gene Ontology annotation, biological process: arbuscular mycorrhizal association.
UCAUGUAAGAGGGGAUGACAUGCCGGCUUUCUUAUAUGGUGCUGGUUAAACUUAAUUAGUACGGGAGUGUUGAUUACUUGAUUUAUGUAACAGUAUACAUUGAUAGAUAGAUAUAAACAUAGAUAGAUGUGACCAUCAUAUAACGCCAUUGUUUUAGAUACUGAUUCACAAUAUAUAUUAAUGAACAUAUAAUCCAACUAACAGACAAACUUGUCCCCAAAACGUACACCUUUAAGAAUGAACGAUAUCGUGUGUGGAAAACUUAAUGUGAUCCUGCGCUAGCGUUUAUGUUUCAAAUAUAUUCAUGUGUGAGGGAGGGAAGAGACAAAUGUGGAGUAGAUGGAAUAUUGGGGAAUUUGUAGUCAAAGAUCCUAUCUUAUGUGUUUUGUUUAAUGUGCAUACCAGAGUCUUGACCGAGAAGAUACGCGUAUAUACUCUCUCUAUACUACUAGUUUACGUCGGCCACUUGUUAGUUUAUUGUGUUUGACUUUUAAUUGGUUAAGCACUGGUUUCCUAAUACUUAAGUGUUCCCCUUUGCCUUUUAUGUAUGUAUUUGUCAUAAGUUGAGUGCUAGAAGGGACAACAGGAAAGACCUUAGUAGGAUCCGUUCUUCCUGAAAAUUGUGUUACCUAAUUGGAUAGCUUCUUUUUGUUGUAGUUGAUUCUUGUUGUAGUUGCUGCUGUAAAUUUGAUUCAAAUAGUUGAUUGUGUAGUUUGUUUCCGGGUUGACUAAUUUUUAGGAUUUGUAAAGGCUAGUGGUCCAUUUUAUAUGUUGAUAAUUCGUCUGUGAAUCUAGGAGCCGGAGAGCAGAAUUUGAGUGAACCUACGUUUCUUAUCAUUCAGAAAGGUGAAAAGGGUUACAUGGAGAUGGAAGGAAGAGGUUAUUCGGAUUUGUAUAGAAACACGAGUGAGGAUAUGUUUAUAAGAACAUUAAUGGAGAGCCCUGUUGGAAUGCCAGCACCAACCAUGGAGAUGCUCGGUUUCAAGAAUCUUUCUAAUAAUUUCCGUGCAGAUAGUGAGGAGCUGUUUAAAAAUUGGCUCACUACUGGAGAGAAUCAAGGCCAUAAUCCAACAAGCUUAGCUCAUAAUCGUUCUCGACAAUUAUCACGAAUGAUGCAUGCCGAUCAAGCUAGUUUACCUAGUCACCCAAAUGGGGUUUCAAUUGAAAGAAAGAGAAGUCACGAGAGUCUGAUACCACAAAGUUCUUUGGCAGUCAGUGAAUCCUUAAAUGGCACAAACGACCAUUCUGUUAGGAAUGUGGCAGAAAAGGGGUUGCAGGGUAGCAACUUAUACUUAGCCAAGGCAUGGUUCCAUAGUUCUCAACCAAUGACAAGAAGUCGUUCUUCUGAAUUAAGGAGGAGGUAUGUUGCUAUGCAAAACUCUCAGACAGCAAUAGGUAUGGAAGCAAUGCAAAAUGGAUCAGGGAGUCGAGUCAACGAAUUGAAACAGGAAUACGUCAACCAAAGUACAUUCAAUGAGGCUUCCUUGUAUGACAUGCCUAACCAAUUAGACGGGUUCAUGCCUGUAUCCAACUCAUCUUCAUCUAUUGAUAAGGUUUCUUCUGUUGUGAGCAUGCUAAAAGGGACGCUAGAACGCAAAAAGCUUAGCAACCAAGUUCAAAAAGAAGCAGUUGAAGAUGGUUCUUUAGGAUAUUAUGGUGGUCAAGAAGUAUUUGGUUAUUCGAAUCAGAAUCAUAUAAAUGGAAUACAUAGUUAUGAGGUACAAGAAACAAUCCAAGACUCAGGGAUGUUUCAAACAGUUCAAGAGUCUUUAGAGGCUGAGCUGGAAAAUCUUGUGGCCCCUACAAAUCAGAUCCAGAUGAGUUUUGCAUCCAGAGAACCUUCACAAAGUGAAUCAUCUGCUGCUGCACCUGUGAUCUCAAAUGGGUUUGAUGCAUGUGACGGACCAAGUAACUCGGGUCAAACACCAAUUAAGAGUACAGAUAUAAGGGAACAGAUGUAUGAUAACCUUCAAGAGGACCGCAAGCAGAAGAAAAAUUUAAUUCGAUUUGGAUCAGUGACCUCGGCUGUUUCAGUGGACAGCAGAGAUCCUACAAAGAAGCGCAGAGUGGAAAGAUCACGCAAAAUGGCAGAAGCAAAGGGAAGAACUCAAACCCCGUCAACUUCAUCAGACAUGCAGUCUAUGUUGAAGAGAUGUGAAAAUCUUGAAAAGGAAGUGCGGUCUCUUAAACUUAAUCUGGCUUUCAUGAAUAGGAAGGAUUCUGAGCAAACUAAGCAGAUUGAAGAGCUCCAGAAGCAGCAUGAGGAGAUGAGAGAUGAAAAGGAACGCCUUCUAGAAGAAAUCGAAAGGAUCUUAUCUGAACCGGGAAGAUAAGAUGUGAAUACUUUUUAUAUCUAGUAUUUAUGUACUACCCAUCUAUACAUUCAGUAGAUCCAAGGAUCAUAUUUGCAUAUGUGAAAAAUUUGACACACUUGCGCACAUUAUUAUUAUUUGACCCCCCUUUUUUUUUGUUAUGCUCGUUUUCUUUUGUCACAAGUGCGAGAGCAUGUGCAAUUUGCCUACUUGGUUUAGGGUUUGUGUGUAAGUUAAACACUCAUUGUAACUUUUUUGAGAUAAUUGAAAGUUUACAUGAAUACAUUCUUGGAAUUGACCA